GCGAAGGUGAGAGAUGGAUGUCGCAAGCACAGCUCCCGGGCCGAGGCCAGGCCCACGAUGCCGGCCCCAACGACAGCAACGUCAAAGGUGCUGCAGAAAGUGAAUGUAGAGAAAAUCAAGAUCGGAAUCCAACCAGCUAAUACAGUUGUGACCUUUGAGAUGCUGACUGAAGCGUUGAUUCGCCAAGGAAAUGUAUGGAAGACACUGGCCUCCUGUGAUGGACGCCGGCACUUCUGGGGCUGGCUGAACAGCGUUUUCAACAAGGUGGACCAUGAACGGAUCCAGGCCGUUGGCCCAGACAGAGCAGCUUCAGAGUGGCUCCUCCGGUGCGGAGCGUUUGUGCGAUAUCAUGGAUUGGAUAAAUGGCAGCAAGAUUACAACGGCCUCCCGACUGGGCCGCUAGGAAAAUACAAGAUCCAAGCUAUCGAUGCCACGGAAUCAUGCAUCAUGUAUAAGGGAUUUGAUUAUUUGGAUGGCCUGGAGCAUGUUGAGGAAAUAAAAUUUUCCAAGUGCAUGUACAUCCAAGAUGACUGCUUACAACGGCUCAGCGAGACCCCAAGCCUGCAGAAAAGCCUACUACGUUUGUGGAUAAUCUCCUGCGGGAAUGUCACGGAUAAAGGCGUCAUUGCAUUGCAUAAGCUCAGUAACCUUGAAUAUUUGUUCCUGAGUGACCUCCCUGGGAUAAAAGAAAAAGAAACCACAGCACAGAUCCUUAGGAAAUCAAUGCCGGCUCUGGAGCUGGAGCUAGACUUGGACUAAAAGCAGCACCAUAUUCUUUGGCUUCUACCAUAUAUUUAUAUCUAUUUGGGACAUAACAAAGCAUGGGGGUUUAGAACGAGGAUGACCGCUGACUGUAUUCCUUGGUUGCAGCUUUUCGGUUUCUGGGAGAAUGCUUAGGGGCCCUUGCUUCUUGAGAUAGGCAGGGCCCUGAACUCUCCCACUAUAUGAGAAUAUUAGCAUAUGUGGAUCAAGAAACGUUAGAAACAUUUCCAGUUUGUAAUGACGACAUUGGGUUUGUGUACUAAAUUCAGAGGCCAUUGGCAUGUAACAUCCUCAUUUGAGAGACAUCCCAGAGAAGAUUCUUCUUCAAAACCCACAGGUUCAGUUGAGGCUAUAUCAAGACAUUCAAGAUUCAGAGAAGACCACAGAGGAAAACAGCAAUAGAAGGAACUUGAAAGCUAAGGUCAGUGUAGCCAUUUUUUUUACUGUGUACAUACUGCUUUAAGAUUUUUCCUUGCCAAGUGAUAUGAAUGAAUACCUUUAAUAAAACCAUAUUUGGGUGUCUUUA
This is a messenger RNA of Anolis carolinensis (green anole), 1288 nucleotides long. RefSeq names its product distal membrane arm assembly component 2 like (gene dmac2l). NCBI's taxonomy places the organism in Eukaryota, Metazoa, Chordata, Lepidosauria, Squamata, Anolidae. Bases 58 to 759 code for a protein of 233 amino acids. The record is from RefSeq and is a predicted model, not a curated record. The transcript has 5 exons.